This is a messenger RNA of Elephantulus edwardii (Cape elephant shrew), 1011 nucleotides long. Its product is annotated as melanoma-associated antigen B16-like. NCBI's taxonomy places the organism in Eukaryota, Metazoa, Chordata, Mammalia, Macroscelidea, Macroscelididae. Gene Ontology annotation, biological process: negative regulation of transcription by RNA polymerase II. The coding region runs from base 1 to 1011 and encodes 336 amino acids. The transcript has a single exon. Gene Ontology annotation, cellular component: nucleus. The record is from RefSeq and is a predicted model, not a curated record.
AUGUCUCAGGAACAGGAGAAGUCAUGGCUUGGUGAAAUUCAAGAUCUGGAGAGUACACAGGGCAACCAGUCUCUGGAGGAAAUCGAUCCCUCUCCCUCCAUGCCUCCAAUAGCUGAUAACCUGGAAGAGCUUCUUGGUGCUGAAACAUCCAGUAAUACCGAGGGUCCUCAAAAUGAGUGUCCCUCUACCGUUCCUGCCUCAUCAACCUCAUUGAGCAAAUCAGAUGAAAGCUCUAGCAGUGAAGAAGAUGAAGAUUUUCCAAGCACUUCUGAGGUUCUGGCAUACAUUGUGAAUAUGUGCAAAGAUCUUAUAAGAAAAAAGAUAGAUUUCCUGGUGGAUUUCCUGCUGACCAAGUACAAAAAGAAAGAGCUGAUUACAAAGGAAGAAAUGAUGAAUGCUGUCAUGGAAGAGUAUGCAGACUACUUUCCUGAGAUCCUCAUGAGAGCCACUGAACGGCUGGAGAUUAUCUUUGGUCUGGAUCUGAAGGAGGUGGAUCCCGGCAGCAACACUUAUACCCUUCUCAUCAAAUUAGGCCUCACCUAUGAUGGGCUGCUGAGUGAAGUAGAGGGCAUGCCAAAGUCUGGUCUCCUCAUACUGAUCUUGAGUGUGAUCUUCAUGAAGGGCAACAGGGCCACUGAAGAGGAAGUCUGGGAAAUUCUGAGCGUGACAGGUAUAUAUCCUGAGCAGAAGCACUUCAUCUUUGGGGAUCCCAAGGAGCUCAUCACCAAAGACAUGGUGCAAGAAAAAUACCUUCAAUACCAACAGGUGCCCAAUAGUGAUCCCCCACAGUAUGAAUUUCUGUGGGGCCCACGAGCCCUUAUUGAAACAACCAAGAUGAAAGUCCUGGAGUUUGUGGCCAAGGUCCGGGACACUGACCCUAGUUGUUUCCCAUCACAGUAUGAAGAGGCUUGGAAAGAUGAAGCAGAGAGAGCCCAGGCCAGAGCUGCAGCCAUCGCUGUAGGUACCCCCAGGGGCAGGGUGAGGUUGACCAGGAGCUCUUCUUUCCCCUAG